This is a messenger RNA of Amphibalanus amphitrite, 5384 nucleotides long. RefSeq names its product laminin subunit gamma-1-like (gene LanB2). The record is from RefSeq and is a predicted model, not a curated record. Bases 85 to 4926 code for a protein of 1613 amino acids. The transcript has 28 exons. NCBI's taxonomy places the organism in Eukaryota, Metazoa, Arthropoda, Thecostraca, Balanomorpha, Balanidae.
UGGAGGUGGCAGUCGUCGCCGGCAGUCGCGGGAGUGGGACGCCGCAGUCUGCGCCCAGCCCGCGGCCCGCAGCAGCAGUCGGAGAUGUGGCGUGCAGGCAGCGCGCUCGGCCUGGCCGCCGUUCUGGUCGUCAGCGGCGCACAGCGGCCGCUCGCCGUGGAGUACGAGAACGCGCAGAGCCCCUGCUACGACUCGCAGGGCCGCAGUCAGCGCUGCCAGCCGGUUUUCAUGAACGCGGCGUUCGGGCGCCGGGUGCGAGCCACCAACACGUGCGGUGUCACCAAGCCCACCAACUUCUGCGGUCUCACCGAUAAAAUCUGCGACGUGUGCAUCGACGGAGACCCGUACAGGCAACACCCGCCCUCAUACCUUACCGACUUUAACAACUUCGAGAAUGAGACCUGGUGGCAGUCGGAGACCAUGAUGGACGACAUCCAGUACCCGAGCGUCGUCAACCUCACACUCGAUCUGGGCAAGGCGUUCGACAUUACCUAUAUUCGGCUCAAAUUCAAGUCUCCUCGGCCGGAGAGUUUCGCCAUCUACAAGAAGUACUCUGCCGACUCGGACUGGGUACCGUACCAGUACUACAGCUCGUCGUGCCGCGACACAUACGGCCUGCCGGACCUGGUGUACCUGCCCGAGGACAGCGAGGACCGCGCGAUCUGCACCAGCGAGUUCUCGGACAUUUCGCCCCUGACGGACGGCUCUGUGGCGUUCGCCACGCUGGAGGGCCGCCCGGGAGCGCUGCAGUUCGACUACAACGUCCAGCUGCAGCACUGGGUCACCGCCACCGCCAUCCGCAUCACCCUCAACCGGCUCAACACGUUCGGAGACGAGGUGUUCCGCGACCCGCGCGUGCUCCAGUCCUACUACUACGCCAUCACAGACUUCGCCGUCGGAGGCACGUGCAAGUGUAACGGUCACGCGUCCAACUGCGUGCCGAGCACCAGCGAGUCGGGUGAGGAGCGCCUGGUGUGUCAGUGCCAGCACAACACGGCGGGCGCCGACUGCCAGCGCUGCCUGCCCUUCUACAACGACGUGCCGUGGCGGCGCGCUACACCGGACGCCGCCAGCGAGUGCCAGGCGUGCAACUGCAACGGUUAUUCGAACCGGUGCUUCUUCGACCAGGAGCUGUAUGACAAGACGGGGCACGGCGGUCACUGCACCGACUGUAUCGCCAACAGAGCCGGAGUCAACUGCGAGCGAUGCCAGGAGAACCACUACGAGCGCGAGGAUGGCUACUGCAUUCCAUGCGACUGCCACCCUGAAGGAUCACGGAGUCUGCAGUGCAACAUCAACGGAAAGUGUUCGUGCAAACCGGGCGUCGGAGGCGAGAAGUGUGACCGGUGCGAGGCCAACUUUUUCGACUUCUCGAGCCAGGGCUGCAGGCCGUGCAAUUGCCACGUGGCCGGGUCGCUGGCCAAUCAGCCCUCCUGCGACCCGGACACGGGCGUGUGCAGCUGCAAGGCAAACGUCGAGGGACAGACGUGCGACCGCUGCAAGCCGGGCUUCUUCUCGAUCGACGAGCAGAACCAGUUCGGCUGCACGCCCUGCUUCUGCUUCGGACACAGCUCCAUCUGCGACGCCGCCACCGGCUACUCGGAAGUGGUGCCGCAGUCGGAGUUUGUCCGCUCGGACGAGGGCUGGACGGCCGUGUCGUACUCUGGCCAGCCGGUGUCCCACGCGUACCGUCCGCUGGUGCAGGUGAUUGCCGUCAGCUCGCCCAGCCAGGAGGCCGUCUACUUUAGUGCGCCAGACCGGUUCCUGGGCGACCAGCGCUCCAGCUACAACCAAGAGAUGCUGUUCACCCUGCGGAUCGGCGAGCCGGGCCCGGCCGCCUCGGUGGCCGACGUGCUGCUGCAGGGCGCCGGCAUGGAGGUCUCUCAGCCCAUCUUCGGGCAGGGGAACGCAAUGCCGACCCUGCAGAACCAGGAGUUCACCUUCCGGUUGCACGAGCACGCCGAUUUUGGCUGGAGCCCGCGGCUGCGGGCGCGAGACUUUAUUGCGUUGCUGAGUAACCUGACUGCCAUCAAGAUCCGCGCCACCUACACCCCGGAAGGUGUGGGCUUCUUGGAGUCGUUUUCGCUGGUGUCGGCUCGGAGAGGGAUCCGUGGCAAGGAGGCCACUUGGGUGGAGACGUGCACCUGCCCGCCAGGCUACGUGGGCCAGUUCUGCGAGUCGUGCGAGCCCGGGUUCCGGCACGAGCCGGCCAACGGCGGCGCCUUCGCGCGCUGCGUGCCCUGCGACUGUAACGGCCACGCGGACAUCUGCGACGCCGAGAGUGGCAAGUGCAUCUGCCGUGACAACACUGCCGGUGACAACUGUGAACUGUGCGCGCGCGGCUUCUACGGUAACGCGCUGGGCGGCACGGCCGACGACUGCCAGCCGUGCCCGUGCCCCGGCCAGGGCGCCUGCAUCGAGCUCUACGAAGGCGAGGUGGCGUGCCUCGAGUGUCCGACUGGAUACGCCGGUCACAAGUGCGACAUCUGCAUUGACGGCUGGUUCGGUGAGCCGGCCAGCGACAGGCCGUGCCGGGAGUGCGACUGUAACGGCAACGUCGACCCGAACGCAGUGGGCAACUGCGACCGGGUCACCGGCCGGUGCCUCAAGUGCAUCCACGACACGGCCGGCUUCAGCUGCGACCGCUGCCUGCCCGGCUACUUUGGCGACCCGCUGGCGCUGCCCAGGGGCGACUGUCGCACGUGCGGCUGCAACCCGGUGGGCACGCUGCAGCUGGAGGGCCAGCCGGACGGGGCGCACCUGUGCGACCAGCUGACCGGACAGUGCUCCUGCAAGCCGUUCGUGGCCGGCGACAAGUGUGAGCGCUGCGUCAGCGGAUACUGGAACAUCCUCAGCGGAGAGGGGUGCGAGGAGUGCGGCUGCGACCCGAUCGGCGCCUUCAACGCCAGCUGCGACAUCGCCUCUGGCCAGUGCUUCUGCCGCGAGGGCGUCGUCGGCCGGCGCUGCGACCAGUGCGACGUCAACAUGUUCGGCUUCUCGAGCAGUGGCUGCCAGCAGUGCCGCUGCGACCCGGUCGGCUCGCUGGAGCUGCAGUGCGACGCGAGCGGACAGUGCCCGUGCCGGGAGAAUGUCGAAGGAGCUCGGUGUGACCGCUGCAAGGAGAACAAGUACGACCGGCAGGCCGGCUGUCGUGACUGUCCGCCGUGCUACACGCUGGUGCAGGAGGCGGUGGACGCGCACCGCGCCAAGCUGGAGCAGCUGUCGGCUCUGAUCCGCAACGUCACCGACAGUCCGUCGCUGCCCGAUGACCGCCAGUUCGAGGAGCGCCUGCAGGAGGUGGUGCUCGCCACGCGCCAGCUCCUCGAGUCGGCGCAGACGGCCACCAGCGGCGAGCGUAGCCCGCUGCAGCUCCUCGGCGACCUGCAGGUGCGACUGGACGAGGUUCGCGAGCUGGCCGGCCAGAUCGUCACUCACACGGAGCAGGCGCGCCUCGUGGCCGGCCAGGGCGAGCGCAACGUCUCCGACGUCGAGCAGCUGCUCGACCGGCUCGACAAGACCGUCAAAGAGACGCUCGAGUUCCUGGAGCGCGACGGCGCGGAUGCGCUCAGCCGCGCCGUCGAGCAGUCCAAACAGUUCGGCAUACAGAGCGGGCGCAUGUCUGAGAUCGCGCGCGAGGCGCGCCGCCUGGCCGACCAGCACGAGGCACAGGCAGCCAACGUCUCGGCCACGGCCGUCAGCGCCGUGAACAACGCCACGGACGCCUACGAGAUGGCGCGCCAGGCGGUGGGCCAGCAGCGCAACUUCAGCAACGAGAUGCAGCUGCUGGAGACCAGCCUGGGCUCGCUGGAGCAGCUGGUGACGCAGACGCGCCAGCAGGCGGCCGAGGCGCGCCGGGACGCCGGCGACGCGGCCGACUCGGCCAUCAGUGUCUACACGGAGGCCAAGGCGGCCGUGCCGGACGUGGACGUGGACGGCCUCAAACGGCGCGCCGACGAGCUGCGUGCCCAGACGCAGCGGCUCAGCACUGACCUGGAGGCGCUGACGGCCGAGCACGGGCCGCUGCUGGGCCAGCUGGAGGCGGACGUCAGCUCGGUGUCCGAGCUGCUGGCGCGCGGUCUGGUGCAGCAGCAGCAGGCCGACGAACUGAUGGCCGCCGUGGACGCCGCGCGCGACAAGGCGGUGAAGGCGGUGACGGCCGGCGAACAGACCCUGGAGGACGCUCGCGGUACGCUGGAGACCCUGCAGGGCUUCGACCGGUCUGUGCAGGAGUCGCGCCAGCUGGCCGCCGCCGCCCUGCAGCAGGUGGCUGACAUCGCCGACCAGAUCGGGCAGGCCGAGCGCCAGACGGCCGACGCGCGCGCCGCGCUGCAGGGCGCCGAGACCAACGCCGAUGACGCGCGCGACAUCGCCGCCGCCGCUGAGACGAUGGCCGAGCAGGCGCAGAGCGAGGCCACCGCCAUCCAGGCCGAGUCGGCCGCGACCAAGGGCCGCGCGGCGGCGCUGCGCCAGGAGGCCGCCGACCAGGCGGUGCGCCUGGACGACACGGCCGCCGACGUGGAGCUCUACGAGCGCCAGCUGGAGCAGGACACCCGGGAGGCGCGCGACGCCCGCCAGAAGGCCAACGAGGCCAGCUCGGCGGCGCAGCGCGCCUCCGAGCGGGUGCACAAGGCGCUGGAGGAGGUGCGUCUGAUCGAGGUGGCGCUGCGCGAGGCGGCCGGCACCAGUAUCGCCGCCGCCGACCUGGACCUGCUGGAGCGCCGCCUGGAGCAGGCCGAGAGCGCCAUGGCCGCCGAGCAGCUGCCCAGCAGGAUUGACGCGCUGCGCACCAACCGCACCGAGCAGCAGCGCAUGGUGGACGACUACGAGCAGCAGUUGGAGGAGCUGAGGGCGGAGGUGGCCAAUAUUCAGGACAUGGCCGACUCGCUGCCUACAGAGUGCUACGCCCGCGUCAAGCUGGAGCCGUGAGUGGCGGCCAGUGGGCGUCCCGGCGCACCCACCGUGCGCCCGCUACUACCCCAGUGCCAAACGACAGAGCCGACCGUCUGACGAGCUUGCUGGUGUGGAGCGCGGCCGGCGCCGGCACCCGGUGGACAGACCGCCGCCGCCGCCGACCGGCUGGGACCUCAGUGGCCGGGGCGGCCGGCCGGCUGGGACCUCAGUGGCCGGGCCGGCCGGCCGGCUGGGACCUCAGUGGCCGGGGCGGCCGGCCGGCCGACCGGCCGCUGCCACCAUGGUGCUAUUUUAAGUAUUAGCCUGUGUUUUUUUUCUACUCGGUGCGCGCGCGCGCGUGAAUGACGCUGCUAGUGUUGUAGCUCGGGACGCUGCGUGUGGGAGUGCCGAGCCCGCGUGCCUGAUGAUCUGUACACGAUAUGCAUGCCACGAAACCGCGGCCGAGAGCGAUGUAAUACAUGUAGAGCCUCGGU